UUCAUUUGAGAUGGGUAAAGGGACAAAGAUAGAGUAUGAUUUUGCUGCCUUAGAGAGACAAUUGAUGGACAGAUUCUUGUUUUCGAAGUCAAGAAUUGAAGUUGGAAGAGUGUUGAUGAUUGAUCAAAUGAUAUACAGAACAGAGUUUACUAAUGCUGAAGUUUUCAGAAAACUUGCUGAGAAAAUAACUCAGGAAAGAAUUGGAGCCGCAGUUAAGACUCAAAUAUGUGCUGAGAUAAAGACGCUACCAGAUAUUUGUACAUCACUGGACAAUCUAGACAUUACAAUAAGUUUUCUCAAGUCUACAGGUGGUCAACCGGAGAAAACUUUACAUGAAUUCAUGGGCAAUACACUUCAAAUGAAAACCACAAUACUUAGCCAAAAGGCCCAGCAGGCAUGUGAAUUAAGACAUGCACAAUGGCUAUGGUUACUUCUGUCAUUACAGAAAUCAAAGAAAAUGGUGGACAAUGAUCAAAAUGCAGAGUCAACAUUUGAAAGUGUCUUAAAAGAGUUCCACGAGGAAUUGCCAGAAGAGGUAAUGACAGAAUACAUGGGUUAUAUGAAGAAGUUGUCAAUAGAUAAACUGAGUCAGCUGGUAGAAAUACUUCAUGAGUAUAUUCUGUUAGUUGUGGCUGUCAGACAAAACCUGGAGGACGAGGAUUUUAUUGAUACAACCAAUCAUAGACUUGGAGAAUGGCUGUCUGUUUAUAUAGGAGGAAUGGACAAUCCUGUAUUAGAGUCAGCUGUAUUGAGAGAAUUUCCUAGGGAGAUCCUGUAUAAACAUAGCGUUCAUACCUGGAUAUGUAGCUACAACAUCUUAAUGGAGAAACAAAAUGGCCACGCCUGAAGAUGUGGAUUACUCCUGUCUUUGACACUAUAUACAUGUACAUCAAACCAUGGGGCCAAAUUAUACAUUCUUUCAUUAUGUAAUAAAUUAUGGGGCCAAAUUAUAUAUUAUUACAUAAUGUUACAAACUAUGGGGUCAAAUUAUCUAUUCUCACAUAAUUUGAUAAACUAUGGGGCCAAAUUAUAUUCUUGCAUAAUGUGAUAAUUGAUAAUAGAUUUAUUUAUAGGCAAAUUUCUGACUUGUACCAAUGUGGUCAAAAUCUGAUUGACAUUUCUUUUACCAUCUAAUUUUAACACAAUCUGGGAAAAUUCUUACAUGAUGUUCACAAAUCUAUACAUUAUCCUACUUAUAAUGAUAUGCCUUUAAAUGAAUUAUAAAAAUAAUGAUAUACAUGUAGUUCAUUUCUUAGUACAUUUUACAAAUUAAUAAGUUAACACCAGAUAGCAUUAGGUAUGGCAUUAGAUCAUGACAAGAUUCAAUCAAUAUACAGUGACUUUUAUUUGGCACAAGUAUGAUCAAAUUACAAGGCUGAAACGGUUAACACUACUGAAGUAUCUUCUUAUUUGGAUUGCAAUAUGAAUAUACUUUUUGUUAUCUUCAAAAUUACUAUGAUGAAUAAACUUAUAUUUACCUAUGUUUUAUAAGCAAUUAAAACAUUGCUAGUUGUUUGGAUGGAAUAAAACAAAUAUGUGCUUGUCAGUAUAUUUGUUCAAUGGAUAAAUGAUGAAAUGGAAAUUAAAAUGUAUCAUUUCUGAAAUUCCUUUCAGAUAAUUAUAUUAUGUAAUAUAUAUACUUAAUACAGUUAUUUAACAAUUAAUGUAUUUUUUUUUAAUUUUAUAAAUUAUGCUUUAUGAAUAUGUUUAUACAAUGAGUGCCAUAAACUGUAGUGAAAAGUCAUUUUUGAAAGUAGUUUUUCUGUCAACCUUAUCCAGUAUCUAUUCUUUUCUCUUUUGUCUUAUGAAAGUGACUGUUAAUUUUUAUUAAUAAAAAAGAAAAGAUAACAUUAAAUUUAGUAUUUUUGGCAUAUGCAAAAAUGCAAAUUUAAUGUUAGAAAUGCAAUUUCAUAUUUUAUUUUAUUUUUUAAAUGCUAGUGAUAGUAACAGUUUUAAUCUGUAGUGUGAUAAUGGUUAAGGGUUUGUUUUAUUUUUGAAAUGACAACAGUUUAUUUUCUCUAUAUUAUUCUUUUUCUUUUUAAUUUAUUUGUUAUUUUCGCCAUGUGUGUUUUUUUUUAUAAAAAUUCUUUCUUUUCAUUCUUAAUAUGAUGUAAGUAAACCAUUUAAUAUAAAUUGGUUUAUUAUAAAAACGUUUCUGUAUAUCAUUUCCUACUAAUUAGGAAUACAUGCAAUAUUACACUAGAACUUUGAAAGGGGAAACAGACAAAAGCCCUCUCGGACUAAAGCCAAUCCUGUCAAAAAAUGACAAGGCGGACAAAAGUCCUCCCAUGAAAAUGACAAGGCAGACAAAAGCCCUCCUGUGAAAUUAUCUAGGCGGGCAAAAGUCCUUUUGUCCUACACUCCUUUGAAAGAUGGCAUUUGUCAUAUAUAUUGUAGUUUUUUUCUAAAAUCUACAAAAUAAUGUAAUGUAUGUAUAAAAAGGGUAUCUGCUAAAGACUGGACAUGUAAAUAAGAAAAAAGGUCACAAUAAUUUUUUUAAGAGACAUUAGAUGACAUUACUGACGGUGACUUGGUGUAUAUGACUUGACAAGGAAAUGUAAAAUUCUGACAUGUAGUCAUUGAAUGAUAUUCAUCAAAUGCAACAAACUGAACAUCAGGUGACAGUCACGGUUUAAUAUAAACUGAAGCAAUUGAUAAAAAAGAUUCAUAGUGUAAAAAAGCGUAAUACUACAUUUUUGGUUUUGUAAGUGACAUUUCACUUUGUUAUACAUUGUACUAACAUAGAUGUAUGUUACAGAAUUUCUCAAUAAGAAUUUUUUGUGAUAAAACAGCAAACUUAUAAAACCUUUAAACAUUGAAUAUCAAGAAGUUACAAGCUGCUGAUUGGUCGAAAAAGUGGUGAAGCCAUGGCCAGUCCGGCCUAACUGCCGCGGACAGUCUUGCAGUUAUUACAUAUUCUAAAAAGACAUUCAUGAAAUUGCCUGGUAAACACACAUACAAGAAUGAAAAACUUUGAUAUUUCAAGAUUUGAAAUGACUGUUAAAACAGUGACUUCAAUAGAUACUGUAAGUUAUGAAUUAUGUAAAACAUUUUUAUUAUUAAUAGGAUUGUUUAACACAUAUAUAUGACUACCACCAUGUAUGAUUAACCCGCCUCCGUAGUCGAGGGGUUAGAGUAGAUGACUUCUAAUCCAGUUACCUCUCUGGCGUGAGUUCGAUCCCCAGCAGAUGCUUUGGUAGUUUAGCGCGAAGGAAGGUAGUUUAGUCUAGGAACGAUGGUUAGGAAACUACCCGCCUAUAUGACUGACAUACUGUUGGGAAAAGGCGUAAAAUCAAACAAACAUCAUAUUAUGCUAUCUACCAGACCAGGGAUCAGUGGUUAUUUAUUGAAUACUGUACAUUAUUAAGAUUAUUAUAGGAUAAAGAACAUGGUGGAUAUGACCAGUAUUGUUAUAAAUGAGCAAUCAUUCUAUUGUUAAGUUUAUGUUGUUUUCAUAUUGUAAACAGUUUAUGCCAUUAUGAUUAUUUGUGGUGCAAGAUGUGUUAUAUAAAACAUUUUCAAGUAAA
Molecule: messenger RNA, 3527 nt
Organism: Ruditapes philippinarum (Manila clam)
Lineage: Eukaryota; Metazoa; Mollusca; Bivalvia; Venerida; Veneridae
Product: E3 ubiquitin-protein ligase rnf213-alpha-like
Exons: 6
Coding region: 11-847 (278 amino acids)
Molecular function (GO): ATP hydrolysis activity; ubiquitin-protein transferase activity
Source: RefSeq, a predicted model, not a curated record